AUGAAUCACAGCAAAGCGGAGCUGGAGCCUUUUGAAUAUUCCUACUACGACUAUUCAGACUGGUACUCGAACAACGCGGAGCCAACUAAGCCUCCAAUAGAAGUUAUUUUACCAUGCGAGCCCACAGCCGACGAAACGCUCUUCCACGUCUGCAUGUUGUCGAUGUCUCUGGUGGUCAUGCUGAUCCUCGCGGUUCUCACCAGGAAAAACAAAUUGUGCCAAGGCUUCACCAGAGGAUCCUCCAGCAUCUUCAGUCCAAACAACUUCCUGGACCAGACCCAGGAGAAAGGCCUGGUCAUGGCCGUGUUCGGGCUGGUGUUCAGUAAACUGGCCGUGCUGGUGAUCGCUCCGGACCCGCUGCCGUUCUGCAGAGACACUCCAGAGGAGAUUAAAGAGUACAUGAAGAUCAUCUCCAUCUUCUACUACCCGCUCCUGUAUUACCCCCUGCUGGUCUGCGGGACCCUGCAGCGUCGGACCGGCUACGUGUUGGGGGGGCUGCUCUCCUUCACGCACUUCGGGGUCCUGGUCUGGCAGAAGUUCGAUUGUCCCACGACUCCAGAGAUCUAUAAGUACUACGCCCUGCUGGCCAGUCUCCCUCAGCUCCUCUGUCUCGCCUUCAUGUGCGUCCACUUCCUGCUGCUGUUCGUCAAAGGACCGAAGACCGAUGAGGACCUGGACAGCAGCUACUACACCAACUAUGUGAAACAGCUUCUGAGGACAAAGUCCUCAACUGUCAGCUCCUCAUCUGCAGACCAACCAACACUUGUCCAGAGAAUACAGGAGAUUCUCAGGAGUUAUAUUUAUACACCAGAAAAAGAGUUUCGUUUUCCACUGAAAUUGGCCGUAUCGGUGUUCGUGGCCUUGGUGGCGAUUUAUCACGCGGCGCUGUUGCUGGUCCUCCUGGUCGUCCCGACUCUCCACAUCGUCCGUGCUGGGAUCGAUGAGAACAUCGCCUUCCUGCUGCUGGGGUUCGGGGUCGUCCUCUCUGACGACAGGAUGGAGGUCGUCCGGAUCGUGACCUUCUACACGUGGCUACUGGAAGUGUGUUACCUGUGUGCCAUGACUCUGUCCUGUCUGGUCACUCUGGUGAUGCUCAUGAGGUCUCUGGUUCUCCACAGGUCCAACCUGAGGGGCCUGUAUAAAGGAGACAUCUACAGCAUCUCUAACAGCCAGAAGAGCAUCUGUCCCUCCAGAGCCGGGGUGGUCUGCUGGAUGGGUCUGACGGGAUACCAGGCUGCACUCGUCUGCCUCGGAAUGGCCGUGCAGACUGUGGUGUUCUUCAUCUGCUUCCUGUUCCUGGUGUUUCUGAUCAUCAUCCCUGUUUUCCACGGGCGGAACCUCUUCGUGUUUGAAAUCGCAGGAAAAGCUUGGCCGGCCUGGCUCACGCUCACUCUGGUCACGCUCCUCCAGCACGUGAGCGCUAAGUUCGCUUUUAUUAAAAAAGAAGCGGGAACAACAGACUUGAAAAACAGAGACAGCCUGUUCCUCCUGACCUACCUGCUCUUCCUGGUCAACACCGUGCUGGGUCUGAUCGUCUCCAUCUGGAGGAUGGUCAUCACCGCCUUGUUCAACAUCCUCCACCUCGGCCGCGUGGACAUCAGUCUGCUGCACCGCACGUCCGAGUCCCACGACCCGGCCUACAGGUACUACACCCAGUUCCUGAGGGUGGAGGUCAGCCAGUCGCACCCGGUGAUGAAGGCGUUCUGUGGCCUGCUGCAGGACAUGAUGGUGGAGGGGGGGCGAGCUGGACAGAAGAUACGAGACGCAGAGGAAGGGAUCCAGGUGACCCCCCCGAGCAAGGCGACCAGCAGCCGGAGGAUCCGAGCUCGCUGGCAGCUGUUGUUCACGCUGGUGAACAACCCGUCGCUGCUGGGCUCCAGGAAGCACUUCCAGACGCUGCAGCCCUCGGAGGGCGUGAAGAACGGCACGCCACAGAGAGGCGGCGAGGAGGAGGCGGCCUGCCAGACGCCCGCCCAGGCCGCCGUGACCCCCACGAGUCCAGAUCAAACGGAAGGAGACUCCAAAUGA
Molecule: messenger RNA, 2028 nt
Organism: Limanda limanda (common dab)
Lineage: Eukaryota; Metazoa; Chordata; Actinopteri; Pleuronectiformes; Pleuronectidae
Product: receptor for retinol uptake stra6-like
Exons: 17
Coding region: 1-2028 (675 amino acids)
Biological process (GO): vitamin A import into cell
Cellular component (GO): plasma membrane
Molecular function (GO): retinol transmembrane transporter activity; signaling receptor activity
Source: RefSeq, a predicted model, not a curated record